AUGCUUUUCGAUUUGUUUGGGCUGUUUGGAGAAAAGCCUUCCUGGUCUCUGAGACCAACGAAGUUUGAUGGAUGCAACCAGAACAACUUUGGAGGGAAGGUGAUAGUUCCACAGUCUGUGCUGGUUGACCUUGUGUCGUUCCAGAUCCAGCCGCCAUUUACAUUUGAAAUCUCUCACUCCGACGGGAUAUACAGGACACACUGCGGGGUCCUCGAGUUCACCGGCGAGGAGGGCGAUGUCGUUGUUCCGUCGUGGAUGUACCAGCAGCUUUCCAUGGAAGAUGCAGACAAGGUGGUGCUUAGGUACAUGACGUUUCCCCUUGGAAAGUUUGUGAAGCUGAUUCCACACUCAGUGGACUUUCUUGAGAUCGAGAAUCCGAAGGUGGAGCUGGAGUCGUGCCUGAGAAACUACCAGGUUCUGUCUGAAGGAGACGAAAUACUGUGCCAGUUUGAUGAGGUUGGGUCCAUCAGAUUUACAGUUGCACACAUAGAGCCCUCUGCCAACGCCAUAUACAUUGUGGAUACAGACCUGGCAGUUGACUUUCUGGAGCCAAUUGGGUUCAAAGACAAGGUGGAGAGGGAAAAAACGGUCGCAAAGUACAUCGAGGUGAUAGACUCAAGCCAUGACGUAAAACCAAUCAGAAUGAAGAAGCUCGGGCUGUAUCUGUACAAGCCAGUAGAUUAA
Molecule: messenger RNA, 684 nt
Organism: Encephalitozoon cuniculi GB-M1
Lineage: Eukaryota; Fungi; Microsporidia; Unikaryonidae
Exons: 1
Coding region: 1-684 (227 amino acids)
Cellular component (GO): VCP-NPL4-UFD1 AAA ATPase complex
Molecular function (GO): polyubiquitin modification-dependent protein binding
Source: RefSeq, marked provisional